Plasmodium gallinaceum is the source of this 1143-nucleotide messenger RNA. It is a transcript of the gene ATG18, whose product is annotated as autophagy-related protein 18, putative. Gene Ontology annotation, cellular component: phagophore assembly site membrane; cytosol; extrinsic component of membrane. Lineage: Eukaryota; Apicomplexa; Aconoidasida; Haemosporida; Plasmodiidae. Gene Ontology annotation, molecular function: protein binding; phosphatidylinositol-3-phosphate binding; phosphatidylinositol-3,5-bisphosphate binding. Gene Ontology annotation, biological process: protein lipidation; protein localization to phagophore assembly site; nucleophagy. The transcript has 2 exons. The record is from RefSeq and is a predicted model, not a curated record. The coding region runs from base 1 to 1143 and encodes 380 amino acids.
AUGGUAUCUUUAAGACUAGAUAACAAUAGAUAUAUAUCAUUUAAUCAAGAUUAUGGGUGUUUGUGCAUGGCUAAUGAGAAAGGAUUUAAAAUUUAUAACACUAAUCCAUUUACACAAACAUACAGUAGAGAUUUAACUGAUAGAAACAAAAAUGGUUUAUAUUUAGCUGAAAUGUUAUAUAGAUGUAACAUUUUAGCUAUAACUGGAAAUAAAAAUGAUAAAAAAGGAAAAUGGGCUAAAAAUGUUUUAAUUAUAUGGGAUGAUAGACAAAUGAGAGAAAUAGCAAAAUUAACAUUUUCGUCUAAUAUUAUUGGUGUUAGAUUAUUAAGAGAAAUAAUUGUUGUAAUAUUAGAAUAUAAGUUAUGUAUAUACAGAUUAAAAGAUAUUAUAUUAUUAGAAACAUUAAAUACAUCAAAAAAUGUUUCAGGAUUAUGUUGUUUGUCAAAUAUUGAUAAAAAUAUAAUUAUUGCAUAUUUAUCUCCUAUUAAAGGUAGAGUAAAUAUUCAUAUAUUUGAAAUUAAUUCAAGUGAUAACAUUCAUGAAGAAUUACCAUAUAUUAAUUUUAAGACAAAUUUAAGCAUAUAUGCACAUGAUAAUUCUAUUGGUUGCAUAAAUUUAAGCAAUGAUGGAAAACUAUUAGUUACUUCAUCUAUAAAGGGAACAAUUAUAAGAUUAUUUAACACAUUUGAUGGAACAUUAUUAAAUGAAUUUAGAAGAGGAACAAAAAACGCUAAAAUUCUUUCGUUAAAUAUUAGUGAAGAUAAUAAUUGGCUUUGUUUAACUUCUAGUAGGAACACAGUUCACGUAUUUUCUAUUUAUAAAAAAAAAAGACCUUUAAGAAAAGUGGAUAUUAUAUGUAAAGGAAAAAACAUGUCAUCUCCAGCUGUACUUCAUUAUGAUAAAGAAGCUAAAAAUAAAAAGUCUUCAUUAAAAUGUUUAUUACCUUGUCAUCCAUAUUUAAAUAGUGAAUGGAGUUUCGCUCAUUAUAAACUACCAGGAAAAAAAAUUUCAUCAAUAUGUGCCUUUGUUAAUGAUCAAAAUUGUAUUAUUGUUAUAUGUUCUAAUGGUAUUAUUUACAAAUUAAGAUUUAAUGAACACAUUGGAGGAGAAAUGUUUAAAAUAUCUUCUCAUAGUUUUGAUUGA